AGAUGCUCGACUAUAAUCAUCAAAUAGGGCUUGCGUACCCUGUCCGCAACGUAUGGUCGAUAGAGACUUCUCCGAAUAAGGCGUCCGGGCAGAAUGUCGACCACUCAUUCAGUCUCACUGCAAGGAUCUUGGAGCGUCCAACAACAACAUUAGCGACGUCUCUUCCGCCCUCUGAGACGUUCUGUCUUGCGAUACAAGUUGAACAAGAGCGGCCUCGGUCCGAGAACGCUAUCUUAGCCUCGUAAGGUAGCAUUCUAUGUCAACGUUCCUGGACGCGUCACCACAUCAAUCGCUAAUAAGCUUUUGGCCACCGCCCCAAGUCUGGAGAUGUCCCAGGGACCCCUGCGCGAAAGAUACUCAUCGGGUUGAAUGGUCAUGGACGUUUGGACGAACCUCCCAUCCACAGAUCGUCGGAGAGUCCUCGGAGAAAGCUUUCCGAAAGACUUAUCCGAGAGGAAGAGAACGGGGGGGGAAACACGAGAUCGUUAUCGCUUCUGGAAGGGCACGCACGACGUCCAGGUCAACCAACGAGCAAACUUGCGUCUUCGGGCUUCUAUUGCGCCGACGAGUGUAAGACGCACGAGGCCCUUGACGUUGCGUUCCCACCGCGACUAACUGCAUGCGCUACGGUACCGGACUGGCCAACUUGGGCGGUCCACGACCAGGGUCCAUUCCUCCGUAUUACAGUUAAAGGCCGCCGACUGGUUAGCCACGCGACGCCUGCAUCCCAUUCAUCGACCUUCCUCUCCGGGAAGGAUUGACCAAUUCAUAUCCCUCGGCACCGCACUUGGUGAUACUUGAGACCCUGGCUUCAACGCAGACUUAUACUUCUUCAUACUUCCUUGAGACGUUCAAUUUUUUUCUUUUGUCGGCUUCUUUGUCUUUUCGAAACACUCUUUUAGUCGUCACGGACGACAUAUGCUCCAAGAUGGCACCCACUGAAGCAUUAGACGACCGCAAUGGCGACAUCGAAAGCAGGCCUGAAGAAGAGACGCCGUUAUUGUCACACGACUUGCCACCCACAGUCGCUCCGAGCCGUAGAUACCAGCUAAAGGUCAUUGGUCUGGCAAUGACCUUUAUUCUCAUCGUCGAGGUUGGCGCCUAUCUUCAGAUCCCGCCUUCAUAUCAGCUCAUGGAGGAAAUUAUCUGUCGCCAACGCUAUCCCGACCACAUCAUCUCGGCCGAGGAUGAUGAUGUAUGCAAAGGGCCGGAUGUACAAGGCCAGCUAGCCAUGAUUAAAGGCUGGCAGAACUCAUUCGACUGCGUCCCAUCUUUGCUCACUGCGAUUCCCUACGGAGUUAUCGCAGAUAAGUAUGGCCGCCGGCCAGUCCUAUCUUUGGCCAUGUUCGGUAUCACGCUGGAGCUUGUCUGGAUGCUGCUACCCCUUCUGUGGCCCAACGUUCUCCCUCUUUGGACCAUGUGGUUCGGAGCAGCUUUCCAAUUCAUAGGUGGAGGCGCAGGCAUGAUUCAAGCCAUGACCUGGACCAUGAUCUCUGACGUCGUCCCCAUUUCCAGCCUGACCGCAGUUUACUACAAGAUUGGCGCAAUCGCGCUUGCGGGAGAGCUUGUAGUUGCGCCUCUCAGCGCCUACCUUUUGAGCAAGAACCCAUGGUUGCCUCUUAGCGUCGGCAUGGUCCUCUUAAUCAUCGGCACAUGUCUGCCGCCUUUCAUCCCAGAAACCCUGGAUCUCCGCCGCGCCGCCGAUCAGGAGGUCGAGCAGACACUCUCGCGGUCCGAAGAAGACGCGAGGGACAAGCGCACGCUCAAGCAGCAGAUCAUAUUUGCUGUGAAGAACGACAUGGGCCAUGUCUAUACCUUUUUGAUCAAGUCCAAGAGCGUGAUUUCUCUUGUUCUCGGCUUCAACCUCACAGUCAUAGUCAAGUAUGUCAAGAUAGACAUCAUGUCACAAUACGUGCACAACUUGCUGGGCUGGUCUUGGGCAAAGGCAACGCUCUUGGGAACCGUCUCAACGGUUACAAACAUGGUCAUGCUGCUCGCCAUUCUCCCCGCGCUGAGCUGGCUGAUCACCAAGCGUACGGGAGUGCAUCCUCUGGUUCGGGACCUCUGGCUCACUCGAAUGAGCGGCAUCCUCCUGGCUGUCGGGUGCUUCAUGGUGGCCAUUGCAUUCGCACCUUGGUUCUUAAUCACUGCCCUCAUCAUCUUCUCCAUGGGAACCGUUUACACAAAUAUCUGCCGAGCCAUCCUUAACGCCGUAGUCGAGCCGCACACGAUCGGUACCCUAAACACGGCCAUCACCUGGGUGGAACAAGUGAGCCUGCUGGUUUCGGCUCCGGUGAUCUCGGGCUUGCUGAAAGCUGGCAACUCGGCAGGAGGCAUAUGGCUCGGUCUGCCGUAUAUGGCUGCGACUGUCAUGGCUAUUGCUGGUACUGUGAUUGCGUUUGCCUAUCGUUUGCCUAGAGACAAGAUUCGAUAGAUGUCUACCUUGUUGUUGUCUAGAGGGAUAGACGUCGAUGCACGGAAUACAUGUCCAUUAUAAUAUAGAGAGAUGUACAUCCCGAAUACAGUUAUCUUCAAUCUCUCUGUUUGAAAAGUACAAAGGGCAAAUUCAUUGAGAUUAAAAAGCUGCUGCGAGUAAAGAAGGGAGAUGGCAAGAUU
Messenger RNA from Colletotrichum scovillei, 2616 nucleotides. RefSeq names its product ATP synthase F0. Gene Ontology annotation, molecular function: transmembrane transporter activity. Gene Ontology annotation, biological process: transmembrane transport. Gene Ontology annotation, cellular component: membrane. Lineage: Eukaryota; Fungi; Ascomycota; Sordariomycetes; Glomerellales; Glomerellaceae. Bases 929 to 2434 code for a protein of 501 amino acids. The record is from RefSeq and is a predicted model, not a curated record. The transcript is spliced from 6 exons.